CAACAGCAACGGCGAUCGCGAGAGAGAGAGAGACGGAUGCAAACAAUGCGUACGUGUGCGCGUGUGUGAGUGAGACAUUCCACAAGUGAUUCAUUCCGCAAAAAUAAUAAUAAUAAACAAUAAAUAAAUAAACUGGGGCGAAAUGUUUGUGGAAAUGUGUCAACAAGUUGUUGUAUCAAUAUGUGUGGCUAAUCGAAAUCGGUUUGAUUUUUAAGAGACACUUUACUUUUCGCCCUCUCUCUCUCUCACUCUUUGUUUUCGUUUUUUAUUGUUGUGCCGUGUGAGUGUGCGUGUGUGUUGUGAAUAUAAAACACAAUUUAAAGUUAACCACGCAUAAAUUGCAUACGAAAUUUCGACAAGGAAAAAGCGAAAGGUUCUAUAUAACCAUGGAGCAGGCGCGUCCUGUGCCCGCCCCCCGCCGUCUUUAUCCGGAGCUGCGUCCCGCCAACUAUGAGAAUAUCGAGAUCCGCACACCCCAAGCCAACAAUAAUAAUAAUAACAGUAAUAAUAAUAAUAAUAUCAAGAAGCUCAACAUAAAUGCGGAGAAUCUGCACGGCAAUUGUGGCGAAAAGAAGCUGCCGUCGAGUGGCCAAAGCAAGUUGAUUCUGCAGGAAAACAAUAUAGGAGAUAGUCAGCCGAUCUAUGGUCCGGAUGCGAAUGAGAAUGUCCAGGAGCCCUUGUAUGCCAUCCCAAAGCCAGCGCCGCGCCAGCGAGCGAUGCCAAUCGAGGAUCAGGAUCAGGAUCCAGAUCAAAAUCCAGAUGAAGUGCCGCUGAGGAUUCUGCGGGCGGCGCCACAAGUUCCGCCCAAGCCACUCAACAAUGACCCACGAUCCUCGAUCUGCAGCGAGGUGUCCUCCAGCAGAGCUGGCGAGGAUCGGCUGGAUCGGGAGGAAUCGCGGUACGCGUCCAACGUUUCGCUCGACUGCAGCGAGAGCUCCCAGAGCGGCAAGUUCAAGUCGCAGUCACCCGGGUACGUAGACGCCAUCAACGACUCAACGGAUCCGAACGGGGAUCAGAAUCGGGAUCGGGAGUCCUCUUCCUCCGCAGAACAGUCCUCCGGCAGCCAAGAUGGCGACGAUGACAACAACCUGCUGCGAUCGCUGGGCACCACCUCCAAGCUCCUAGGCGAAGCCAUCGGCGAGCGGAUCACGUUCAAGGCCAAGGGAGCCAAGAAGCGGCUGGACAGGAACCUCAAGAGCUCCACGGAGGCGAUCAGCACGAUCAGCGCGGACGCCGGUCGGAGUUUGAAGCACGCGGGCAAGAGAUUCGGCUCCAAUUUCAGUCUGGGCAGGAGCAGGGCGGACAAGGCAGAGCAGCAGCAGCAGCAGGAUCAGGCAGCCGACGAAAUGGAUCUGGACAGGCGGCGGACGAUGCCCAAUACGGAGGUCUUCAGUGCUAUUCAGUUCUCGAGCCCCCUGAACCGCAACGGAGGUCUCUCCGAUCUGCGGGAAGGCAAGCUGCCCAAGGAGGAGCAGAAGAAGAAGGAGCAGGAGGAUCAGCAGGACGACGACGGCUGCUAUGAGGUGCCCAAGGCGCAGGGCAAGCCGCCCAGCUACGACGAGGCUCUGCGCUCCAGGAGCAGCCCGCCCAUGCCCGCCUUUCCGCCGCCCCGCCUCUCCCAGCAGCCGGAACAGUUCCGUUUGGACGCACUGCAGCCGCCGGUGCGGCAGAAGCGUCGCAAGAACUACGAGCACAUCGAGCUGCGCCGCCAGCCCGUCGAUUCCGCCCAGCUGGAGGAGCUCAAUCGGGCGGCGGAGCUUGCGGAGCGCGAGGAAUCCCUGCUGAUCUCGGCCAAGAAUGCCGAGGAGGAGGCCAAGGCACCCAAGCCGGAACGCAGCGACUCCUGGGAGUUCUACAAUGAAGAUAACGAGGAGGAGGAGGAUGAGGAUGAAGAGGAGGACGAGCCGUUGUACGCCAACCAGGAGGCCACCUACGGCAGGCUCUUCGAGAGCAGCAGUCGCAGCAAUGUGCUCACACCCAACCAGGUGGUGGAGCAGCUGUCCUGCAUCAGCGAGGAUUCAGAGCUAGAUGGAGCCGUUGGCGGUGUGGCGAUGCCCCUCCCGCAAUCGCUCAUUGAGGAAUUCGAUCCGCUGUGCGGGAAGAGCUCCUCCGGCUCCUCCACGCUGGCCAGGUCGAACAAGAGCAACGAGCUGCUGCUGCUGGAGCAUCUGCUCGAGGAGGACACCUACGGCACGGUGAAGGCGGAGCAGGAUGACGUGAGCAUGUGCACCUCCGAGGAGGAGCCAGCCAGCUCGAAGUCGCCGCAGAUCGUCCACCAGAAUGCCCGGCUGCUGAGCGAGAGCAUGGAGAACAUGCUGGACGAGCAGCGGGCGCGUCCCUAUCUCAGUCGAAUGCCAGCGGAGGCGGAGGCGGAGGAGAGACCCAAGGAAGGGUCCAUUGCCUCGCGGAAUCGCACCAAUUGGUUUGUGCCCGAGAAGGACAAACCAACAACCAUCGAGGGCGACAGUCCACCCACUUACCUGGAGGCCAUUGGAAGUGGCAAGGAAUCAUCAUCUCCUGGCAGUCAAGAGAAUCGCUCGCUCUUCCGCCAGACCAUGAACGCCAUCUCCAAUGUGAAGCUGCGCAUGGAUGCGAUGAAGCGGAAGGCCAGCUUCCGCGCUCAAUCGGGAAAUCAGCGGCAAUCGGAGGUUCGGGUGGCCCUCCAGAUGGUCCCGCGUCCCAGUCUGUCGCCCCUGCUCGUCCGCUACGAGGGUCCGCUGGUGCGCUUUCCCUCGGGCGUCGUCGAGGACAUUCUGAAGGAGAUGCAGAACCGCAAGGCCAUACUGAGGGAGCGACAAUUCCAGACCUUCCUCGACCAGGAGAUGAAGACGCCGCGCGAGAUGAUACCUUUGGAUGCCAUCACCACGCUGCAGUGCGUGAGCAAUAGCCGGGUCACGGAUACGGCCACACAUUUCUACUGCUUCGAGAUCACCACGUCGCAGCCGAAGAACGGAGGAGGAGCGAAUGGAGGAGCAGGAGGGGGCAUGGACAGCAUGUCCUCCAAUCCCAAUCUACUCAUGACCAGCAGCUCGUCGGGCAAUGUAAAGCAGCAGAGGGUAUCGCAUUUGUAUGGCGUCGGCAAGGAGUCGGAGCGCGGCGUCUGGAUGCAGAAGAUCCUCGAGAGCCUCACGAACAGCCUGCCGGUGAAGUACACGUGCCACUACUAUCGCGCCGGCUGGUGUUACCUCAAGAACUCCAUCACCUCGGAGUGGAGCGGCACCUGGCUGGUGCUUCGCAAGAGCCAGCGACGCCUGAUCUUCGUCACCGAGGCCAAUGGCAAUGUGGAGAAGAUGGAUCUGCGCAAGGCCCGCUGCAUAGUGCUGAAGGAGAGCGACGACUCGAUUGACAAUCUGCACGUGGAGAGCGGUCCCAUGCUGAUGAUCGACUGCCCGCCGUACGCGGUCUAUAUGAUCAUGAGCUCCGCUCGGGAGACGAAGAUCUGGCGGCACAUCAUCCGCGAGGUGGCCCACAACAAUGGCUUCUCGCUGGGCGACCAGCAGCUGACGCGCUACGAUGUGCCCGUGAUAGUGGACAAGUGCAUCAACUUUGUGUACAUCCACGGCUCCAUGUCGGAGGGCAUUUACCGCAAGUCCGGCUCGGAGAACUCCAUGCACAAGCUGAUGAGCGCCUUCCGGGCGGACGCCUUCAAUGUGGAGAUCACCCGGAACGAGUACAACGAGCACGACGUGGCCAAUGUCUUGAAGCGCUUCAUGCGCGACCUGCCCGAACGGCUGCUGGGCAAGCUGACGGAUAGCUUUGUCUUCGUCACGGAGCUGGCGGUGGCCACCGAGAAGAUACCGAUCUACCGGGAGCUCCUCGGCCGACUCUCGGCCAUCGAGCGCGAAACGCUGCGCAAGAUUGUGGGCCACCUGGUGUUCAUCAGUUCGCAGCAGGCCAAGAACAAGAUGAGCGUCCAGAAUCUGACCAUGAUCUGGGGUCCCACGCUGCUGGCCAAGAAGAGCGACGAGCUUAUCUACUCGCAGAAGGAGGCCGAUGUUCUAAGCGAUCUGAUAGUGCUCUACAAGAAUCUAUUCCCCUGCAGUGCCGAUGAAAUGAAACGGGAGCAGGCCAUGCUGGCAUGUCUGCAGAAGUAUUAUGCGGCUGCCGAGACGCUAAAAGAUGCAGUGAAACAGUCCGGGGACAUCAAGAUCUGGAUCAGCCUGAAUCCCAAUCCUGACAACAAAACAGAGGAGAAGACGCAAGUGAACGCCACCAUUUCGCCGACGAAGACCGCCUACGAGCUGUGCCGCGAGUACUCGGCCAAGAUGCAGCUGCCCACCCACCAGUUGACCCUGUACGAGGUGAUUCUCAACGACAGCCUGGAGCGACCGCUGCACCACGACACCAGGGUGUUCGAUGUGAUCCUCAACUGGUCCUAUUGGCCGGAGGAGGAUCGCAAGCACAACUAUUUGGUGGUGCGACCGGUCGAGAUGCUGCGCGAAAUCCAGCGGGCGGUGAAGAAUCUGGCCACCGUGACGCCCGGCAAGGAGCUGCGCUUCGCCGACUCGCGAACGAAGACCUUCAAGACGCUGCAGUGCGAGCUGCGGGACGGGAAGAUAGUGGUGUCCAAGAAGGACAAGAGCGACAAGACGACCAUUGUGCGGGAGGUCUUCCUCCAGAGCAGCACGGCCUAUUUGGGCUGCGAGCGCAAGCGCGACUUCCCCUGGAGCUGGGCCAUCACCUUUGUGGAGCGCACGCAGGCGCAGAUCAUGAGGUCACGCGAUGCUCCGUUCAUUGGCCACGUUUUGGCGGGCAGCGAGUGGGUGGAUCGAACCAUCUGGUACUCCAGCAUCUGGUACUGCCUGCACGGGGACAACAUCCUGCCGCCGGCGGAGAUCAUCAUUAAGUAGAUCUAGUAGUUUUCCACUUCUUGUGCAUUUUUCUGUAGAUAUUCUGAAUUUAUUUGCAAUAAUUAGGGCAAUAUAUCCAAUAUUUUUACGAGAGUUUUCCGAUAUAUCGAAUAGGUUUAGCCAACGAAAGUACUACUAUUUUUUUUUUUACAACAUUUUUGUGUAUAUAACCAUGUUCUCUCAAAACCCAAAUUGUACAUAACCUUAAGGAAUUUAAAUUUGUAUCAUUAAGUAUAUGCCAUUUGUCUUCAACAUAGCUCGUUUUCUGGACUAUCUAGCGUUUUAGUAGAUAAAACGAGAAACUAACUAACAGUUAGACACGGCCACGCAGAGCAUCAAAUUUUAGCCUAGUUAAUGUUUUCGUAAUAUCUGUAAUGUAAUUUUUAUACGUACUCGUAAUCGACCCAAUUGGUUUUGCAUUUAUGUAUUGUGUUUAUUUACAUACGAAGCCAUUCAAUUGAUUGUCUAGACAACCCAGAGUUUAAUAGUAAAAAAUAUAACUAUUUACAAAUAUUUCGUGA
Molecule: messenger RNA, 5371 nt
Organism: Drosophila takahashii
Lineage: Eukaryota; Metazoa; Arthropoda; Insecta; Diptera; Drosophilidae
Gene: RhoGAP15B
Product: RhoGAP_ARAP and RA_ARAPs domain-containing protein RhoGAP15B
Biological process (GO): signal transduction; positive regulation of GTPase activity
Cellular component (GO): cytoplasm
Molecular function (GO): phosphatidylinositol-3,4,5-trisphosphate binding; GTPase activator activity
Source: RefSeq, a predicted model, not a curated record